This is a messenger RNA of Paraphaeosphaeria sporulosa, 650 nucleotides long. RefSeq lists its product as uncharacterized. NCBI's taxonomy places the organism in Eukaryota, Fungi, Ascomycota, Dothideomycetes, Pleosporales, Didymosphaeriaceae. The record is from RefSeq and is a predicted model, not a curated record. The transcript has a single exon. Bases 146 to 517 code for a protein of 123 amino acids.
GAGCCAUUGUAGCGCACUUAUAGAUUCACGCAUCAUACAAAUCACAAAUGAACGCUUCCAUUCCUCGAAACUGACGCAUUUGCUCCUGGCACUUUAUCACUACUACAAUAAAUACUACUCCAACCGACCAUCCAAAAUAUUCAAGAUGCCUGCAACCGUUCUUGGUCCUCAAGUAAAGCCAAUCGCCAAUCCCACAUCAACGGAAUGGAACCUCGCCAUUAAAGACACAGAUUACGACAGCGUGUUAAAAGGCUUCAAACCGCAACAGAUGGAAGACAGAUGGGUGUGUGUCGCCGACGGGCCAGAUGCUCACGGGAAUACGAUCCUUCAUGCCGCCAGGAGUUGGACAAGCGAAGAGCAAGUUUCGCUCACCAUCGAAGCUGGUAAAGAUGAUGUAGGGCCAAAGAUCGGAAAGCUCACUUGGGACAUAAGCGAGUAUGAUAGCGAGCAAGAGGCGAAGGAGCUGGCGGUCAAUAUUUGCAGGCAUAUCUUGGGGUGCGAGUUGGAGAAUGCCUAGGGGAUAUGGUGAGGCUGGAGUUCUAUUGUAUAGCCUUUACAGGAAAGACUUGAUGCUCUGAUUUCUGUUUCUUGUGAGAGUAUCGAAUUGGUGCAAUGUUCCAUAUGUAUUGUACGGCUGUCUCGUUUUCGAC